GAAAUAGAAACAGCAUUCGAUCUUUGAAGGAAAAAUUAAACUGAAACGGAUAUCGUAAAUUAUUGCAUGGUAAAGAUUUAUUUGAAAUAAGAUCCCUCAUCUGCUCUCUGACCACGGCAUCAUGAUUUUAAAAAUAAUAUAAGAGGAGGACAAAACUUGAGAUAUGUGUAUUCUGCUUUAUGGUGAGCUACCCACCCAACAUGAUUCAACCGAUGUUGCUUUUCUUUCUUUUCGUCGGCAUUGCUAAUGCCAAUGACUCAUGUGACCGGAAAGAGAUGGAAGACACAAUUUGUAGUCUUUAUGGACAAAGAAAAGGAAAUCAACCAACUGGAAUUGGUCACCAAAUUGCGUUUUAUGCAUAUAUGUCGAGUAACAUUCAGAUGAAUACACUAUCCAAGCAUAAAAUAUUUGUUUAUGAUCGUGUUGAGACGAACCUUGGAAACGGAUAUGACGCCAAAUCGGGAAAGUUUGUCGUUCCAGAGAGUGGGGUCUACGUUAUACACACAACAACCGUUUCAUACGAUAAAUCUGCCAGCGUAAUAGAACUAGUUAAGCAUGGAGUCGUAAAAGAUAUCGCAUUCGCUGACUCGGGUAACCAUGAGGAUAGGGAUUCCUCUUCUACAUUGACCAUACUGAAUUUAAAGAAAGGAGAUGUAAUGUAUACAAGAGUCGGGUCCUGGCAUGGAGGAAAAUAUCUAGAGAGCAACAUUUAUGGCCGAAUGAGUUUCUCUGGAUUUAAACUCAUGUAAUAUAAGUUCUCUAGAAUAAAUGGGAAUGUCU
This is a messenger RNA of Saccostrea cuccullata (small rock oyster), 780 nucleotides long. Its product is annotated as complement C1q-like protein 4. Gene Ontology annotation, molecular function: protein binding. The transcript has 2 exons. NCBI's taxonomy places the organism in Eukaryota, Metazoa, Mollusca, Bivalvia, Ostreida, Ostreidae. Bases 180 to 749 code for a protein of 189 amino acids. The record is from RefSeq and is a predicted model, not a curated record.